Molecule: messenger RNA, 577 nt
Organism: Anolis carolinensis (green anole)
Lineage: Eukaryota; Metazoa; Chordata; Lepidosauria; Squamata; Anolidae
Gene: higd1c
Product: HIG1 hypoxia inducible domain family member 1C
Exons: 4
Coding region: 145-447 (100 amino acids)
Biological process (GO): negative regulation of apoptotic process; mitochondrial respirasome assembly
Cellular component (GO): mitochondrion
Source: RefSeq, a predicted model, not a curated record
UUGUAUUGCGUGUUGUUUUCCAGCAACCUGUAAUUAUCAUUUACUCUCAUUACCAUCCACAGAUCAGCUUGCCAUUCAAGAUCAUUUCUCCCUGAUCCACUGAGUAGAUGGGCAUUUAUUACUUCAGCAGCAAAGAGGUGAGAAAUGUCUUCUGAUGAGUCCUGGUCUCCAAGUGAAGAGGAUAGCCAAGCAUCGAAACUUGCAAGAAAAUCCCGGGAUGCUCCCUUUGUCCCCAUAGGACUGGCAGGUUGCUUUGCUGUUGUGGCUUAUGGUCUUUACAAACUAAAGCAUCGGGGAAGCCAAAAAAUGUCAGUCCAUCUCAUCCACAUGAGAGUGGCAGCACAAGGAUUUGUCGUUGGUGCAAUAACCAUUGGCGUUCUGUAUUCUAUGUACAGAGAUUACAUCAAACGUCCAGGCAUGAAAAAUAAUCCAGGCUCCAAAGAAUGAACAAUAAAGCGUGGUAAUCAACAUCAUUUUAAAAUGUGUAUAAAAGCUUCAUGAAGCAUGUGCAUCAGUUGUUUUAUCAGGAUUUCUGUAACUUUCUUAUUUAUUAAAGCAACAUGAAAAUGUUACAAAA